Molecule: messenger RNA, 168 nt
Organism: Gongylonema pulchrum
Lineage: Eukaryota; Metazoa; Nematoda; Chromadorea; Rhabditida; Gongylonematidae
Source: the annotation of a GenBank genome assembly
AUGACAUGCAUACGCGGUCAGGGACCGGAUCUCACAUAUUUCGGAGGAGUGGCCCCUAUCUCGACAUACAUCCGGACAGGCAAAAAGGAACAGCAGCAAUUCGUGGAAAUGCUAACAGAGCAGAGACAUGCGGCUAUGAAGAAGCAGCAGCAGCAGCAGCUGACAGUU